Messenger RNA from Salvelinus fontinalis (brook trout), 1590 nucleotides. RefSeq lists its product as uncharacterized. Lineage: Eukaryota; Metazoa; Chordata; Actinopteri; Salmoniformes; Salmonidae. The transcript has 9 exons. The record is from RefSeq and is a predicted model, not a curated record. Bases 156 to 1043 code for a protein of 295 amino acids.
GCGUGACAGAAAGUGAACAAUAGAUUUUCUGUAUAGUCAUACGGCACAUCUGAGGAGAAGUUUGUUUGUUUUUAAUGACUAUUUCGCAUUGCAAUUAAUCUGAUUUUUAAAACAUUAUCAGAAUUGGCAGAAGUGGAAGUGACCAGUAAGGCAAAAUGGCAGAAGCUGGUUUUCCUAGUAAGCCAAGGAUGGGAAAAGUAUGCACCUGUGUCGUAGGGGAUACUUUCAAUUCUGAUAAGGACUUGGUAAGACAACUCACUGGCCGAGGAGACUGUACUGAAGUGUCACUAGUGGAGAGUGAUGUCAUCAUAAUGAUCUGUCCUAUGUUCGGUAACUUUGGAAUUCUGGACCUUGAUAUACAACUGGAGGUGGUCUCAGAAUACCUAGCUGGUAGACCUGUUGUUCUGGUGGUGCUGCAUCAUGACACUUUUGACCCAGACUCCACUAUACCUGACAGCAGCAGACUAGUGACCAGGGGCGAGGUAAUACUCACAGUGGACUGUCUGUUUAAUCACAGAGGUCUGCUGGACUGUCCUCGCAAUAAAGAAGCAGUCGAUAUGAUUCUGAAGAGGCUAAACGUCCAACCAAAGCAGGAAUUCACAGAAGGUAAGCCAAGGAUGGGAAGAUUAUGCACCUGUGUCGUAGGGGAUACUUUCAAUUCUGAUAAGGACUUGGUAAGACAACUCACUGGCCGAGGAGACUGUACUGAAGUGUCACUAGUGGAGAGUGAUGUCAUCAUAAUGAUCUGUCCUAUGUUCGGUAACUUUGGAAUUCUGGAACUUGAUAUACAACUGGAGGUGGUCUCACAAUACCUAGCUGGUAGACCUGUUGUUCUGGUGGUGCUGCAUCAUGACACUUUUGACCCAGACUCCACUAUACCUGACAGCAGCAGACUAGUGACCAGGGGCGAGGUAAUACUCACAGUGGACUGUCUGUUUAAUCACAGAGGUCUGCUGGACUGUCCUCGCAAUAAAGAAGCAGUCGAUAUGAUUCUGAAGAGGCUAAACGUCCAACCAAAGAUCCCUUCACCAACCCCAUGGUAGGACCCUGGUAACAAUCACACACAAAAAUGAUUCAAGGACCAUUCAGGGUCCACUCACUCAGGCCUAUCCACAAGCUCUCAAGGUCCUAUACUAUUUCCUCCUACAACACCCCGAUGAGAAGCAAAAAGCCUGGUACAAUGACUGGCCUGGCACCCCUGGCCUGUGGGAGAGAGUUGGCACAGAACUCAUCAGUGCCUAAAGUGCCCAGCAGAGGGUCCACCAGAAACCCUGGGGGCAGCCCUGGCAGUGAUGAAGGAUCUCCUACCUUGACAUUUUUCGAAACCAUUUUUCCAGUGUUUAAGGUUUCUGAAAAGUUAAGCACACAAUAUGCUACAGUUCUACAGCUACAGUAGAUUACAAAAUGUGUUUGACAGUAGUCAACAUGCUCCAUUAAGAUGCAUUGUCACAGCUCAGUGAUAUCACUUGCAGAUGUUUGUAGAUCAACCAGUGUCCUGUUUAUUUUUUUCAUUGAGUUUAGAAACACAAUUAUACAUGUCAUUCAGUUGUAGCUUGUUAGCUCUGAUAAAGACUUACUCAUGUACAUGUU